AUGACCGGAAAACGAGAAAGAGCUUAUGUUAUCGGAGUGGGAAUGACCAAAUUUUCAAACCCACGAGGACAUAUCGAUUAUCCUGAACUUGGACGUGAGGCCGCUUCGAAAGCUUUAUUCGAUGCCGGAAUUAAAUAUGAUGAUAUUCAACAAGCAUUAGUUGGAUAUAUCUAUGGGGACUCGACUUACGGUCAAAAGACCUUGUAUCAACUUGGCAUGACACAGAUCCCAAUAAUUAAUGUUAAUAAUAAUGGUGCAACUGGAUCAACCGCUCUUUUUAUGGCACGUCAACUUGUUGAAGCUGGUCUUAUCGAUUGUGCACUUGCUUUGGGAUUUGAGAAAAUGGCUCCUGGACCCUUGACUGUCAAUUUUACUGAUCGCACCAACCCCGUUGAACUCAGUAUUUUAUUAAUGUCGGAGGCACGCGGUAUCGAGUCGGCUUCUAUUCCUGCCCAAAUAUUUGGUAAUGCUGGCAUUGAAUAUUGUGAAAAAUACGGAGCAACACCUGAUCACAUGGCAAAAAUUGCGGAAAAGAAUCAUAGGCACAGUGCUAAUAAUCCCUAUUCGCAAUUUCGUAAUAUAUUAUCUCUUGAUCAAAUCAAAUCUUCACCGCAUAUUUUUGGUCCUUUGACUAAAUUUCAAUGUUGUCCUAAUGCCAAUGGUGCAGCUGCAGCUGUGGUCGCCUCUAAAAGGUUCGUUUGUGAUCAUGAUCUUCAAGAUCAAGCAAUAGAGAUAGUCGCACAAUCAUUGGCGACAGAUUCGCCAUUAUUAUACGAAAAAAAAAGUCUGAUUGAGCUAGCUGGUGCUGAUAUGACAAGGCGAGCGGCAAGAGACGCAUUUAACAAAGCUGGAAUUACGCCAAAUGAUGUUCAAGUUGUAGAACUCCACGAUUGCUUUUCGGCGAAUGAGCUUAUUACCUAUGAUGCAUUAGGUCUUUGUAAACCAGGAGAUGCCCAUAAAUUAAUAGAUUCAGGUGAUGUAACUUAUGGAGGUAAAUACGUCGUAAAUCCUUCGGGUGGACUGAUAUCUAAGGGUAACCCAAUAGGUGCCACUGGUCUGGCUCAAUGUACAGAAUUGGUAUGGCAAUUACGUGGAUGGUGUGAAGAACGUCAAGUGCCUAACAUUCAAUAUGCGCUUCAACAUAAUAUUGGUCUCGGCGGUGCAGCUGUAGUCACGAUUUAUAAGCGAGCAGAAGGAUUAAGCAAACCCAAAAAAUCACAAGAUCCACGAAAGAGAUUUGGUUACAAUCCAGCAAUCGAAGCCAAACCUAUUAACGAUGCGGAUUUUAAGCGAGUUUGCUCUUCUGCUAGUAGAAGUGAAUAUGCUCUGGGAAAAUUAUAA
Ambispora leptoticha is the source of this 1341-nucleotide messenger RNA. The record is from the annotation of a GenBank genome assembly. Lineage: Eukaryota; Fungi; Glomeromycota; Glomeromycetes; Archaeosporales; Ambisporaceae.